Aspergillus ibericus CBS 121593 is the source of this 863-nucleotide messenger RNA. RefSeq names its product copper acquisition factor BIM1-like domain-containing protein. The coding region runs from base 63 to 863 and encodes 266 amino acids. The record is from RefSeq and is a predicted model, not a curated record. The transcript is spliced from 4 exons. NCBI's taxonomy places the organism in Eukaryota, Fungi, Ascomycota, Eurotiomycetes, Eurotiales, Aspergillaceae.
UCAGCGAUGGACAAAACAGUGUUAUUACCUCUAUCACAACCCACUUCCCUUUUCCGAACACGAUGUCUCCGAUUACACUUCUCACUGGCGUGCUGGCUACGGCUAGCAUCAUGGCAACCGGUGUAUAUGCCGUCGAAGCCACUGACAUGGGGGCUGCCGCUUUCUUGUGGCCACCGGACAGAGCUUGGACAGCCACUUGGGAUACCACGUCUCCUUGCGGUUCCUCCGCGGGUGUCGGGAAUCGAACGGAGUUCCCUUUGACGGACGGUUCUGUUGCCAUUGUCCUUCAGACGGAAUCAUACUCGGUCAACCUGGCCAUCUCGUAUGAUGAUAAUCCCACGAGUAAUGCCGAUUUUGUCACCACCGUGUCUGGGAAGAGCUUCCCCGAUGUGGAGCCUGGCCACGAGUGUUACUCCGUCCCCAACCCGCCGUCCAACAUCACCUCCGGAGCCAACGCCACUCUCCAGUUGAAGUAUGUUUCUGACUUUGACAAUGACGGCAACGAGACCUACUAUGCCUGCGCGGACAUCGUCUAUGUGCCCUACAGCUCCUUUACCACCGAUAUUCCCUGCUUCAACGUGUCAGAGGCCGACACGACCAGCUCCUCCUCGUCUUCAUCAUCGACAUCGAGUAGCAGUUCAAGCAGCAGCUCCGGAAGGUCACAUGGUCUGUCUGGAGGGGAUAUUGCAGGAAUCGUGGUAGGUAGUGUUGCCGGUGCUGUUUUGCUCGGUGCGGCAGCCUUCUUCCUGGGUCGCUACUGGCAGAAGAAGGUGCAACGAGAACACGCAGUUGCCAUGAACAUGAUGAACCCGGUUCAGAAGACAUGGUCGGCUGAAACGGCAGGACGGCAACAGCAGGCAUGA